Messenger RNA from Colletotrichum karsti, 1176 nucleotides. Its product is annotated as pectate lyase. Gene Ontology annotation, molecular function: pectate lyase activity. The transcript is spliced from 2 exons. The coding region runs from base 1 to 1176 and encodes 391 amino acids. Lineage: Eukaryota; Fungi; Ascomycota; Sordariomycetes; Glomerellales; Glomerellaceae. Gene Ontology annotation, cellular component: extracellular region. The record is from RefSeq and is a predicted model, not a curated record. Gene Ontology annotation, biological process: pectin catabolic process.
AUGGCGUCCAGGCUGGUCCUCUUCACUCUUGCCGCGCUGGCUACCGCGAACCCCAUCAACCCUGGUGGUGGUGCUGAGCGGCCGGGCCGCAGACAGAUUGGAUCUGUCGGGCACCUUGCCCGCGCCGUCAUGAGUCCUCAGCAACCCAAGGUCGAGGUUCGAUUCCCCGGACCUGGUGGCCCCGGAUCCAACGGCUCGUGCGAGGACGGUGGCGAUGGCAGCAUCGGAUCGAAGGCCGAGAAGUCUAAGGACAAGAACGCCGACAAGAACGCGGACAAGAAUAAGGAUAAGAGCAAGGACAAGAACACGGAUAAGAACAAGAACAAGGACAAGAAUAAAGACUCUGGCUCCGGCUCUGGCUCCGGUUCUGGUUCAGGUUCAGGAAGCAAAAAGCCAAGCACCGGCGGUGGUUCCAGCUCUGGUGGUGGCAGCAGCGGAGGAGGCGGCGGCUCUUCCGCCAACAACGGAACAGCUCCCGGCGGCGGCGGCGGCGGUGGCGGCGGCGGUCUCCAGAAGUCUUUCCCCACUCCUGCCGGCACCGAGAACCUCGCUGAAGCUCGAACCAUCUCGGGCUCAUUCGAUGGUGCUAUGAAGAUGUUUGACCGUGUCCCGAGCACGUGCACAGGUGGCGAGGGUGGCCGCGCCGACGCAGCUUUCAUCCUCGAGGACGGCGCGACUCUGAGCAACGUCAUUAUCGGAGGCGGAGCCGGUGAGGGUGUUCAGUGCGCCGGCAGCUGCACGCUGAUCAACGUUUGGUGGGACAAGGUCUGCGAAGACGCGGCGACCUUCCGACAGACGGGCGGCACAUCCACAGUCCGUGGUGGCGGCGCACGCGGCGGCUCAGACAAGGUCUUCCAGCACAACGGCGGCGGCACUGUUGAGAUCAGCGACUUCUUCGCUCAGAACGUUGGCCAGCUGUACCGUUCCUGCGGCAACUGCGAUGGCCAGGUCGCGCGCACUUCCACGUUCACCAACAUCCACGUCGAUGGCGCUAAGACCAUUGUGCACGUCAACGGAAACCUGGGUGAUAAGGCAACGAUCAGCAACUCUUGCAUCUUGGGCGGCGCCACCGUGUGCAAGAACUCGCAGGGUGUCGAGGGUGGCGGUGAGCCUGGUGAUGCUCCCGAUGACCCGAACGUCUGCUCCCAGACUGGUGUCCAGACUUCAGGCUGCUAA